UUGAAACACCCUUCACCCCACUUUAGGUAAAGGCCUUCUGGAACUAUUACAACAGUAAAUCCUAAUAAAAGGUAGUUCUUGCUUGUGGCGCCUCCUAAGCGGCGCACAGUAUCGGUGGUCCACGCUCACGACAGCGGCUACCUUGGGCUGAAGGUAACGGGAGUUUUCACGCCAGUCAAGAAACUUUAUUCACUCCCCGAGAAUCGAGUGUAGCGGAAAAAUCAGUUGGCGCGGCCAAGACUGCUGGAGUUCGCUAUGUUUCCCAUCAGUUGGAGGCUUCAUUGGUGUUCCCUGGUUCUCAUUUUCAUUACCCUGUUCGCCGUAGUGUCCAGAACCGGCGCUAAAGAUGCCUGGGAGCGACCUGGCUGCCAUAAAGUUGGUCACACACGUAAGAUCAGCAUCCCAGACUGUGUAGAGUUUCACAUCACAACAAACGCUUGUCGAGGUUACUGCGAAUCUUGGGCUGUACCUUCUGCAAUUGACACGCUGAGAGUCAACCCCCAUCAAACCAUCACUUCUGUGGGCCAGUGUUGCAACAUCAUGGACACCGAGGACGUGGAGGUUCGGGUCAUGUGUCUGGAUGGAACUCGAGACUUGGUUUUCAAAUCAGCAAAGAGCUGCUCCUGCUAUCACUGCAAGAAGGAUUAAUCGUUCGGAAAGAAUAACAUGGAAUUCAUUUAUCCUCAUUUUGACCUGCACUCUGCUUUGCUUCACUUUUUUCCUGGACGGAUGAGAAAGAAAAUUCAACACAAAACAGACACUGGACCAAAGAAAACAUAAAAUUUAAAUUUACAAAUUACGAUAUUUUGUUGAUUUGUCAAAUGAUUCUAAUGUCUUUAAUUAAUAUUUUAACACCCCAAUCAGUAUGGAUGUAUUGUGGCUCCAGUAAAGUGUAUAUUGUAUUGUACAGACUGAAAUAAAAUUACACUGUUGAUAUAUGUCAAGCACAUGAA
Molecule: messenger RNA, 953 nt
Organism: Cryptotermes secundus
Lineage: Eukaryota; Metazoa; Arthropoda; Insecta; Blattodea; Kalotermitidae
Gene: Gpa2
Product: thyrostimulin alpha-2 subunit
Exons: 4
Coding region: 256-648 (130 amino acids)
Biological process (GO): cell surface receptor signaling pathway
Molecular function (GO): hormone receptor binding
Source: RefSeq, a predicted model, not a curated record